CCUAGCAAAGAGAAAUCGAGAGUUGCAGCAAUGGCGGACGUUGAAACAGAGGUAGGUCAACCAGGAGUGCCGAAGAAGAGAACGUUCAAGAAGUUCAGUUUCAGAGGAGUGGAUCUCGAUGCUCUCUUGGACAUGUCCACCGAUGAUCUCGUCAAGCUCUUCUCUGCUCGUGCUCGCAGAAGGUUUCAACGCGGUUUGACACGCAAGCCUAUGGCUCUCAUCAAGAAGCUCCGUAAGGCGAAACGAGAGGCUCCACCAGGUGAGAAGCCAGAGCCAGUAAGGACUCACCUUCGCAACAUGAUCAUUGUGCCUGAGAUGAUUGGUAGCAUUAUUGGUGUUUACAACGGAAAGACCUUCAAUCAAGUUGAAAUUAAACCAGAAAUGAUUGGCCACUAUCUGGCUGAAUUCUCAAUCUCUUACAAGCCUGUUAAGCAUGGAAGGCCCGGUAUAGGUGCUACCCACUCCUCCAGGUUCAUCCCUCUCAAGUGAAGACAUCACAAAUGUCAUUUGUUUUUCUUAUGUCAAAUUUCGCUAGUUUAAGCAAACUUUUUUCUAAUCUAAAUUCUAGUUGAUAUUGUUUUGCCUUCUAUAUCAGCGAACAAAAGUUUGGAUUUAAA
Abrus precatorius (Indian licorice) is the source of this 617-nucleotide messenger RNA. Its product is annotated as 40S ribosomal protein S15-4-like. Gene Ontology annotation, cellular component: cytosolic small ribosomal subunit; ribosome. Gene Ontology annotation, biological process: translation; ribosomal small subunit assembly. The transcript has 4 exons. The record is from RefSeq and is a predicted model, not a curated record. Bases 31 to 489 code for a protein of 152 amino acids. NCBI's taxonomy places the organism in Eukaryota, Viridiplantae, Streptophyta, Magnoliopsida, Fabales, Fabaceae. Gene Ontology annotation, molecular function: RNA binding; structural constituent of ribosome.